This is a messenger RNA of Centrocercus urophasianus (Greater sage-grouse), 1008 nucleotides long. RefSeq lists its product as uncharacterized. The record is from RefSeq and is a predicted model, not a curated record. Gene Ontology annotation, biological process: apoptotic process. NCBI's taxonomy places the organism in Eukaryota, Metazoa, Chordata, Aves, Galliformes, Phasianidae.
UAUCCAGCAGAAUAACAAGAAAAAUAAUGACUGAAGGGACCAUAUUCUGCAAAAAUUGGUCAGAUGUAAUUUUUGUUGCCAAAGUAUUCAGCAAUACUGGUCUGUCUUAUUACAAUGAUGUGAACUUUCAAACCAAGGAAGCAUAUGCUAAUGCAAAAUCUAUUGAGCCCACUGGUGCCAGUGACAAUAUUUGUCUGAGGUGUAAUAAGUCAUUCCCAGAUGACCAGCACUCCCAGAGUCUGGUAAGUAAUAAUUGCAGUGCAACACCUAAUCUGACUGAAGUUCUUGCUGGCCAGUCAACUUCAAAACCCAUCAGUGACUCACCACCAUCUUCUUCCUCUCUGGCUCCCUUUUCCCACUCUGUGAGUUCAGCUGCACAGAAAGACAUCUCUCCCAAAGGGAAAAAAAGGGAACAUCCAUUUACCUCCAAAACCUUGCUCAAACCUCCAAAGAACAAAAAGAUGGUUGGUAUUCAUUCUCCCACAAAAAGCAAACUUUCCAUAACUCAAGUUCUUAAAGACACUCAGUCUUACGACAUGCUGGUGACCUGUGCCCACUGCAACACUCCUCUGCCACUUCCAGCCCUUCAGAAACACAAGGUGAGAAGUGAUGCACUGAACUCAACUUACUACAUGCUUAAACAAAGAGCUGUGCCCACAGAGAUGCUACUUAUCCCCAGACUACCUGGGCUCGUUACCUAUUUGGGAUUCCAUAGCUACUUGAACAUAGGUACUCCCAUUCUGUAAACCACAAAUUCCAUGUGCGACAAGAUCCAGUGUCUAUAAUCUGCCUGACUGUUAAAGAAAUGGUAGCCAUGAUUCAAGCUGUUGAUUUUAGGCUCAAAUCCUGGAAAGUCUUCAUCACAGUUAUUAUUUUCUGAAGACUAAUAUAGUUUCUAUUAAACAAAUACUGUGAUUGUAUUUCAGCUGUAUCAGAGAUGGAGCUCUAGGUAAUUUACCAUUCUAGUGAAAGGGCCUAAUUGUCUCACUACUAAAUAUGAUUGUGAGU